AUGGGAUCCACCGAUUACAAGUUCGAGGGAUGGAUGGGCCUCGACAAGGAGGCUGCCAAGGGCAAGAUGGUCUGGCAAGAGUUCGAGCCCAAGCCAUGGGAAGAGACCGACAUUGAUAUUCGAGUGACGCACUGCGGUAUCUGUGGCUCUGAUUUGCACACUCUGCGCAGUGGAUGGGGACCUACUACCUACCCGUGCUGUGUUGGACAUGAGAUUGUUGGAGUUGCCGUGCGAGUAGGCUCCAAGGCUGAGGGAGAUAUCAAGGUCGGAGACCGCGUGGGCGUCGGUGCACAGAGUGGAUCUUGCCUGAAUGUCAAUGGCGACUGCGAGGCCUGCGCCAACGGUCUCGAGCAACACUGCAACCGCAUGGUUGGCACAUACAACGGCACGUAUGCCAACGGUGGCAAGUCAUAUGGCGGUUAUUCCCUGUACAACCGGUCUCCGUCGCACUUUGUUAUCAAGAUCCCCGAUGCUAUCCCCUCCGCCGAGGCCGCGCCCAUGCUCUGCGGUGGUAUCACCACCUACUCUCCCCUGCGUCAGCACGGCUGUGGCCCUGGCAAGAAGGUCGGCAUCGUUGGCGUUGGUGGCCUGGGCCACUUUGGUAUUCUCUUCGCCAAGGCCCUGGGUGCCGACCGUGUUGUCGCCAUCUCUCGCAAGGCCAAUAAGAGAGAGGAUGCGCUGAAGCUGGGUGCUGAUGCUUACAUCGCGACUGAUGACGACGCCAACUGGGUGAAGCACCACGCUCAGUCCCUGGACCUGAUCAUCUCCACUGUGUCCUCAUCGAAGAUGCCCAUCAUGGGAUAUUGUCAGCUGCUGCGCACUCGCGGUACGUUCGUCCAGCUGGGUGCCCCCGAAGAUGGCGGCCUCGAGAUCCCAGCUUUUGCAUUGAUUGCCAAGGGCAUCAAGCUUGGUGGUUCGUUGAUUGGUAGCCCUGAUGAGAUUCGGGAGAUGCUGGACCUUGCUGUUGCCAAGCAGGUCAAGCCGUGGGUUGAGGAACGCCCCAUGAAGGAAGCCAACCAGGCCAUCCAGGACAUGAGUGAUGGCAAGGCACGUUUCCGUCUGGUGCUGAAGAACGAGUGGUAA
Molecule: messenger RNA, 1083 nt
Organism: Penicillium daleae
Lineage: Eukaryota; Fungi; Ascomycota; Eurotiomycetes; Eurotiales; Aspergillaceae
Product: NAD(P)-dependent alcohol dehydrogenase
Exons: 2
Coding region: 1-1083 (360 amino acids)
Biological process (GO): alcohol metabolic process
Molecular function (GO): alcohol dehydrogenase (NADP+) activity; zinc ion binding
Source: RefSeq, a predicted model, not a curated record